Messenger RNA from Brassica oleracea var. oleracea, 1764 nucleotides. RefSeq names its product B3 domain-containing protein At5g18000-like. The coding region runs from base 905 to 1513 and encodes 202 amino acids. The transcript has 5 exons. The record is from RefSeq and is a predicted model, not a curated record. Lineage: Eukaryota; Viridiplantae; Streptophyta; Magnoliopsida; Brassicales; Brassicaceae.
AUCUGAGAGCGGUGGAUCUUAUACGUCCGAGGAUGUAUUCAAAUUCAUACAAGACACUUCCGGGACUAACAGGAAAGAAGUCAGGACUGUCUCCUGGCUUCCAUGGAUUUCAUAUUCACUCUUUUGGUGAUACCACAAAUGGCUGCAACUCUGCUGGUUGGUUUUUGUUCACUCUUUGUCUAUCUUACUGUACACUUGGAGCUCAAGACUAAGUCCUUGAUCAAGAUGAGAGCUAUAUUUUUUUUUUGUUCAUACCAAAAGCCUAUGGCUAAUCAUAUAUAAUAACAAGAGAAACGCUGAAAGCAUGGAGCUUUCUGGUUACUCCAACCUGUUGUAUCAUCAUUGACAAGGUAAGUCCAUUUAGUUCUUCCACUGCGACCAAAGUGCUUGACUUGCAUGACUUUCUCUCUACCAACAGGUUUGAUUCAUCAUUUCCCAUAAACCCCAUUUCAUUUCAAGCACAUGUCUUUUGGUCGGGGCACAUAGAUAGAUCAUCGAUGGAAACUGAAUCUAGCGAUGGUUAAAUUGAAUAAAGUUCGAAUCUCUCUGGUCGGAAAAUUGUGAUGUUUCGAACUUAGAUUCGAGGGUUUGUAGUUAGAUCAUUUGCUUGUUUUGUUUUUGUGGCUGAGGUUCUCUCUCUCUUCUUUGAUGAUUGUGUCAAGCUUGUGGGUAACAUGAGUUGAUUGAUGAAGCUCUGUUUUGUUUCUACUAUGCAGUGUUGGUGCCAAGAGGGUUAAAGGCUUGUGUAUUAUUAACUUCAAGGAACUUUGGUGAGGCUAAGAACUACGAAGGAUGUGUGAGAUGUCUGCAGCAAGUGGAUAUCGAGUACAAGACGUUAAAGGCAAGACUUCUUGAAAAGCAUCUCAGCGAGUGAGUUCUCGUUUAAGAUAGUCUUAAAGUUGCCAUGGGGAAGCUCAUGCUCUCAAAAUACCAAAGCUUCUUCUACUACAUGGAGCAAAACGGAUGGGACCGCGACAAUGGUUUAGGUGAUGACGAGCUUCUCACGUGUUCACGCACAAAGGGUAACAUGUGUUUUAACGUAAGCAUCUACAAAACAAAUUGCGUCGAGAUGCUUAGACCCUGCAACCAUUGCUUCGUCGAAACAAGAGAGAACAAGGGAGAGAGUCGUUGUCUGCGUCAAGCUCAGAAACUGCCAGUAGGAGGAAGACUGAAACAGAAACGUGAGCUUGCUAACUUGGGAAAUAAGCAAGUCAAAGAAGCUGAAAAAUCAAACAAGUGUAAAAAGAGGAAGGUGGAUACUGACUAUGACGACGACUCUGAAGCUUCUGGCACUUCGUCUCUUGUUCCAGAGUUUACACUCAACCAAAAAGAAAUUAUACGUCCUGUUCUUUCUUGGGUGUUCCAAAGAUGUUUGCGGAGAUGCAUAUGCCAAAGGAGGAAACGGUGUUCAAGUUUCAUGAUCCAAAACAGAACAAGUCAUGGUAUGUGGUCUCUAAGAUACAGUCAAGAUUCUCUCGUGGAUGGCCUGGUUUGGUUAAAGAUUUUGGUUUAAAGGUCGGUGAUGUUUGCACCUUUGAGCUCAUCAAACCGACCGAGAUGAUUCUCACUGUCGACUCCAUGUAGUCUUAGUUAAUGUGAGACAAACCGAACCUUUGUGUUGUGUUGUCUGACGGUGGUGAUGUAGUUGAGAUGAUCUUAGUUUCUUCAUGUUUUAUUAUCAACCAAAUCAUUAUGUUGUGUCCAUUUAGUUUCUUCUAUCCGGUUCGGAAUUACAAUUAAUCUUAACCCGAGAAGUUUAAUUUC